Eremomyces bilateralis CBS 781.70 is the source of this 708-nucleotide messenger RNA. RefSeq names its product fumarylacetoacetate hydrolase domain-containing protein 1. Gene Ontology annotation, cellular component: mitochondrion. NCBI's taxonomy places the organism in Eukaryota, Fungi, Ascomycota, Dothideomycetes, Eremomycetales, Eremomycetaceae. The record is from RefSeq and is a predicted model, not a curated record. The coding region runs from base 1 to 708 and encodes 235 amino acids. Gene Ontology annotation, molecular function: acetylpyruvate hydrolase activity. The transcript has 4 exons.
AUGGCCUCCGCAGCAUCCAUAAGAGCCAAUUGCAGAAAGGUCAUCUGCAUUGGCCGAAACUACGCAGACCAUAUCGCGGAGCUGAAAAAUGCCCGCCCAAAACAGCCGUUCUUCUUCCUCAAGCCGCCGUCCUCGCUGCUGCUGCCGGGCCAAGGGCCUAUGUUGAAGCCGCGGGGCGUGACGGUGCAUUAUGAGGUAGAGUUGGGGCUUGUCAUCGGGAAGACGGUGCGGGAUAUGCAUGCGGAAGAUAGGGAAGGGGCGCUGGAUUCGAUUGAGAACUACCUCGUCGCCAUUGACAUGACCGCGCGCAACGUGCAAGACGAAGCCAAACGCAAAGGCCUCCCCUGGUCCAUCGCGAAGGGCUUCGACACCUUCCUCCCCAUCAGCAACCCGAUCCCGCGCCAGAAGAUCCAUCCGCGUCCCGACAACCUCGAGCUGUGGCUCUCCGUGAACAAGCAGAUCAAGCAGCGCGAUAACACGAACCUCAUGCUCUACAACAUCACGCGCCAGCUGAGCGAUAUUAGCAGGGUGAUGACCUUGGAGAAGGGAGAUAUUGUGUUAACCGGCACGCCGAAGGGAGUGGGCCCGGUGGUGGCGGGUGAUCGGAUGAGUGCGGGGGUGAGGAUGGAUGGGAAGGAGAUCGAGGAGGGGAGGAUUGAGGUGGAUGUCGUGGAGAGGGAGGGGCCGUAUGAGUUCAAGGAGACAUAG